AUGGCCAACAGCAGCUCCAUCACCCACUUCCUCCUCUUGCCUUUCACAGGCACAAGGCAGCUGCAGCUCCUGCACUUCUGCCUCUUCCUGACCAUCUACCUGGCUGCCCUGCUGGGCAAUGGCCUCAUCAUCACCACCAUAGCCUGGGACCACCACCUCCACACCCCCAUGUACUUCUUCCUCCUCAACCUCGCCCUCCUUGACCUGGGUACCAUCUCCACCACUGUGCCAAAAUCCAUGGCCAGUUCCCUGUGGCAUGACAGGGACAUCUCCUAUGGAGGAUGUGCUGCUCAGGUCUUUCUCUUUCCCUUUUUCAUGUCAGCAGAGUUUUACCUCCUCACCACCAUGUCCUACGAUCGCUAUGUUGCCAUCUGCAGACCCCUGCACUAUGAGACCCUCCUGGGCAGCAGCGUUUGUGUCCACCUGGCAGUAGCUGCCUGGGCCUGUGGGGCUCUCAAUGCUCUGCUGUACACAGCCAAUACAUUUUCCCUGCCCCUCUGCCAGGGCAAUGCUGUGGACCAGUUCUUCUGUGAAGUGCCCCAGAUCCUCAAGCUCUCCUGCUCCACAUCCUACCUCAGGGAAGUUUGGGCAAUUGUCAUUGGUGUCUCCUUAGCACUUGGUUGUUUUGUGUUCCUUGUGGUGUCCUAUGUGCAGAUCUUCAGGGCAGUGCUGAGGAUCCCCUCUCAGCAGGGACGCCACAAAGCCUUUGCCACCUGCCUCCCUCACCUGGCUGUGGUCUCCCUUUUGCUCAGCACUGGCUUCUUUGCCUACCUGAAGCCCUCCUCCAUCUCCUCCCCAUCCCUGAAUCUGGUGUUGUCAGUUCUGUACUCAGUGGUGCCUCCAGCAGUGAACCCUCUCAUCUACAGCCUGAGGAACCAGGAUCUCAAGGCUCCUGUCCAGGCGGGCAGCGAUGUCUUGCCACAGGGUCCUUGA
Dryobates pubescens (Downy woodpecker) is the source of this 933-nucleotide messenger RNA. Its product is annotated as olfactory receptor 14A16-like. Bases 1 to 933 code for a protein of 310 amino acids. The record is from RefSeq and is a predicted model, not a curated record. Gene Ontology annotation, biological process: G protein-coupled receptor signaling pathway. NCBI's taxonomy places the organism in Eukaryota, Metazoa, Chordata, Aves, Piciformes, Picidae. Gene Ontology annotation, cellular component: membrane. Gene Ontology annotation, molecular function: G protein-coupled receptor activity; olfactory receptor activity. The transcript has 3 exons.